Trametes versicolor FP-101664 SS1 is the source of this 1542-nucleotide messenger RNA. RefSeq lists its product as uncharacterized. Lineage: Eukaryota; Fungi; Basidiomycota; Agaricomycetes; Polyporales; Polyporaceae. The record is from RefSeq and is a predicted model, not a curated record. Bases 1 to 1533 code for a protein of 510 amino acids. The transcript has 2 exons.
AUGACCUUGCAGCCGCUUCGUCUCAGCCAGGACAUACUCCUAGAGCUUUUGCAACAUGUUCCACGCCAGUCAGGUGUGGCCACCCUGAUGCGCACCUGCAAGACACUCCGAGAUGCCGGCACCAGGAUUCUCCUAUCUCACGGGGUGACAGUCGGAAACGCCACGCAGCUCCGCUCGUUUUGCGCGUUCAUGCUCCGUGACGUCUCCGCUCGCGCGCCUCAUCUCAGACAGCUCUACCUUAAGAUACGGCUCGAAUGUGAUCUGGAUGACGAGCCCGAGGAUGACUCCGAUGCGGCGAACGACUAUUCCGGCUCCACGUUGUCGAAGGACACCUUGAGGAUGCUCCUCACGGUACUACAGCAAACGACCAACCUCGAAGACCUUAGCAUCGACUCGUGCGAAGAGCUCCUCGAGCGCGAGAACAAGCUCGUCAACGCCAUCAUCGCGCUCGAGCAUGUCCACCGCCUCCAGGUCCACUCUGUCGGGGAGCUCGCCGGGCGCGUUCUCGAUAACAUCAAGUCCUCUUUGAUCGAAGUCGACCUGCACUGCUACACCGAGGAGAUGUACGAUCCCUCACCCCUCAUACCCAUGGUAGAGCGCCAUUGCAACACUCUGGAGAAGCUCAGCGGCUGGUACAUCGAGCUCGGCGACGCAACCGUGCAAUUCCCGCGUGUGCGCGCGCUCGCGCUACGCUCCUUCUGGGGACUCGACACGGCCACCCUCCACCGGGCGUUCCCGAACCUACAGUAUCUGGAGCUCAGCGUCCCUGCAGACCUCGACGCCGAGCCCACGCGGCAGGAGAACGCAGCUGCCAACAACCACCCGUGGGGCGUCCUCCGUCGGCUGUGCGGCGCCGUCGAUGCCCUGUACGCCCUUGGGACCGCCCCGCACGCGAAGGCCGUCGAGGUGGACUGGAUCGGCUCUUACGACGCCAUAAUGCUCGCUCGGCUCCGCACAACACUCUCCGAGGCGCGUGCCUCUCACGCAGUGCUUCAUCUGGGGUACGGCUACGGGUUCUCUUUGCCCGCUGGAAAACUACCGGACUUGCUCCCCCUCGGAGGCACGACGAUCACUCAUCUGGCGCUGGACAUCUGCACAAGCUCCGUGAUGGGGACUGCAGACGACAUGCUGUCGGAUACAGUCUCCCUCCUCCGCCAACAUAAAUUGAAGUUUUUCGUCCUCCGCCUCCACGACUCUCUGGAAGGUGCGGAGGAGCCUGCGUCCACGCAAGUCGGCCGGCGAGGCAAUAGUGGCAAUGAGGACGUGAACACAUCUGCACGCGGGUCCAAGUUCCCGCGAGUCUUUGGACGUCCGCGCCACGAGAAGAUCAUCCGAAUGUUCUCCGAAGCUGAUUCAUCUCUCAAGCACGUUGCGCUAGACGUGAAGGGUACGGAAGCCACGUACUGGGCAGUCGAGCAAACGGAAGCGGGCUUAUUGGUGGAAGAACUUAGCUCCGCGGCCGGACGGGCGCUGGUUCGUGCGGAGGAGCUGGCGUCGACAGACAGGAGCUUGGGUCUUCAAUACGUCCUGUGAGGCCUACAG